Echinops telfairi (small Madagascar hedgehog) is the source of this 2881-nucleotide messenger RNA. Its product is annotated as TAF6-like RNA polymerase II p300/CBP-associated factor-associated factor 65 kDa subunit 6L. The record is from RefSeq and is a predicted model, not a curated record. Gene Ontology annotation, molecular function: protein heterodimerization activity; transcription coactivator activity; RNA polymerase II general transcription initiation factor activity. The transcript has 13 exons. Gene Ontology annotation, cellular component: SLIK (SAGA-like) complex; transcription factor TFIID complex; SAGA complex. Lineage: Eukaryota; Metazoa; Chordata; Mammalia; Afrosoricida; Tenrecidae. The coding region runs from base 856 to 2703 and encodes 615 amino acids. Gene Ontology annotation, biological process: RNA polymerase II preinitiation complex assembly; transcription initiation at RNA polymerase II promoter.
GUGUAUCCUCCAUCGAUUAUAUAUUGUAUUAUUUUGUUUCUUACCCUGCCCAUUGUCUCCCUUCACCCACAUUAUCUUAAUGGGCCUGUGGAAAUAGUCCUGGAAUCAAAUGACGGAUUGCCUUGGGCCAAUCUGCUGCAAAAGAUCUCUCUCGAAGUGUUAAAAAAAACACACAAAGAUGUCACUUGGAGGGCCGAGGUGUCCCCGACCCGAGUCAUGGCGUGUUCAGUGCCCACAUAGGCAGGCAGAAGCUGGACAGUGAAGGAGGGGGGCCAGAAGGCAGUCUGGCGUUGAACAGGGAACACAUCAGCAGGACGGACAAGUCUGUCUGGGAAGAAAUAGAGCCAGCAUGCUCCUUAGAAGCAAGGACGGGAGACUUCAUGGCUCAUUCUUUGGAAGUGUGGUUGGGAGGGACCCAGGAGAAUGGCACCGUGCUUGGUACAGUGGAGGGCAGGGAAAAGGCCCUCAGCGAGAUGGCCCGACACAGUGGGCCCAAGCACAGCAGCGCUCGUGAGGAUGCGGGAUGGUGCAGGCCUGGGUAGCGCUGUGUUGGGAAUCCCCCAGCCUUUUCAGAAGCCGACAGUCAGCUCUGUGUCCUGAGAAAUGGCUGAGGCUGUUGCUUAGCCACUGAGCACUUAACACUGGACCCCGGGGAUUCGUUCCGAAAUGGACCUAGAGAAUGCCUUCCUCCUCAGGGUGGGGGUCGGCUGAGGUGGCCCCCCACUGAGGCGCUGUUCAGCUGCCUGCCCACAUCCUCGCUCCAGCGGGAAAACAGCAGUAACCACAGCUGCUGCUCCUUGCUUCUCGCAGGCUGUGUUUCCGGGCCGGGCGAUGUGCUGACACGGCCCUGGAUGCAUGCUAGGGAUGCAAAGCACCGUAGGGGCCAUGUCGGAGCGGGAGGAGCGGCGGUUUGUGGAGAUUCCCCGGGAGUCCAUCCGGCUCAUGGCAGAGAGCACGGGCCUGGAGCUGAGUGAUGAGGUGGCUGCUCUGCUGGCGGAGGACGUGUGCUACCGCCUCCGAGAGGCCACGCAGAACAGCUCCCAGUUCAUGAAGCACACCCGGCGGCGGAGGCUGACAGUCGAGGACUUCAACAGGGCCCUGAGGUGGAGCAGCGUGGAGGCUGUUUGUGGCUAUGGGUCCCAGGAGGCCCUGCCCCUGCGCUCAGCCAGGGAGGGUGAGCUCUCCUUCCCUGAAGACCGAGAGGUGAACCUGGUGGAGCUGGCCCUGGCCCCCAGCGUCCCUACAGGCUGUGCGGAGACAGCUGUGAGAGUUCACGUCUCCUAUCUGGAUGGCAAAGGGAACCUGGCGCCUCAGGGAUCAGGUAAGAGGCCAUGCGGGGAUGCAUCCUCGCCUGCCCUGGUGGCGCUGCAGGGACUUAAGCGUCAGCUCUACUCACAAAUCCGAAGAACCUUCAUCUACCAGAGUGGGCCUUCCAAACUCAAGUUUGAGCAUAGGGAAUUUGGCCGCAUCCACUCCCUUCCUGGUCCUCAGUUUCCCAUACUGGCGGACAGUCCCUGCAGCCGGGCCCUUCCUUCACAGAUCGCUCUCCAAGACCUGCAGACCAACUCCAAGAUCGCCGCGCUGCUGCCCUACUUUGUGUACGUGGUCAGCGGGGUGAAAUCUGUGAGCCAUGACCUGGAGCAGCUGCACCGGCUGCUGCAAGUGGCCCGGAGCCUCGUUCGGAAUCCACACCUCUGCUUGGGGCCCUACGUGCGCUCCCUGGUGGGCAGUGUCCUCUACUGCGUCCUGGAGCCACUAGCUGCCUCUAUCAACCCCCUGAAUGACCACUGGACUCUGCGUGACGGGGCCGCCCUCCUACUCAGCCACAUCUUCUGGACCCAUGGGGACCUCGUCAGUGGCCUCUACCAGCAGAUCCUGCUCUCCCUGCAGAAGGUCCUGGCAGACCCAGUGCGCCCACUCUGCUCUCACUAUGGGGCCGUGGUGGGGCUGCACGCUCUGGGCUGGAAGGCAGUGGAACGAGUCCUCUACCCGCAUUUGUCCACCUACUGGACAAACCUCCAGGCAGUGUUGGACGACUACUCAGUGUCCAAUGCCCAAGUGAAGGCAGAUGGGCACAAAGUCUAUGGAGCCAUUCUGGUGGCCGUGGAGAGACUGCUGAAGAUGAAGGCCCAGGCUGCAGAGGCCAGCAGGGGCGGCCUGGCGGGCAGGGGGGGUCGCUGCCCCGACGACCUGCCCUGGGACAGCCUCCUCCUGCAGGAGCCGCCCUCGGGUGCCACGGCUGAGCCCGGUUUUGGGGUGGGCCUCCGGCUGCCACCCGGGAGCGCGGGGCCGGAGGAGCCUUCCCAGUCGGUGACCCUGGCGGACACCUAUCGAGAACUCUACGCCUUCUUUGGCGACAGCCUGGCCACCCGCUUUGGCACUGGCCAGCCCGCGCCCACCGCCCCGAGGCCACCCGGGGACAAGAAGGAGCCGGCGGCCGUCUCCCUGAAGAUUGUAGCUAGCUGCCAGGAAGCCCAGAAAAUCUCAUGGACACCCCCAGGGACCGCCUUGCAGUUUUACUCCAGUCUACAUAAUGCUGAAGCCGCCUCGUGGGUGAACCUGGUGCUGUGGUGUGUGGUCCUGGUGCUCCAAGGCCUGCAGUGGAAGCUGGAAGCCACCCCAUUCCGGCCUCUGGAGAAGGGGGACCCCGAGUGGAGCUCUGAGGCAGACGCUCUCUUUGGGAGUCACCAUCCUCACUCCUGAAGUGUGACCGGCCAAAGCUAGCGCUUCUUGCCGCUGAAGACCCAAGUGCCUCUCAUCUGCUUUGCUUUCCCCUCACCCGCGCUGUGCCAGGAGCCUGGGCUCCUCCGGAGGGAAGCAUAUUCCCCUUUGCCCAUGGCUGUUUUUGUACCACAAUAUAGGACUGUCUUCCUUCGUCUUC